This is a messenger RNA of Momordica charantia (bitter melon), 2525 nucleotides long. Its product is annotated as protein SEEDLING PLASTID DEVELOPMENT 1. Gene Ontology annotation, cellular component: chloroplast. Lineage: Eukaryota; Viridiplantae; Streptophyta; Magnoliopsida; Cucurbitales; Cucurbitaceae. The record is from RefSeq and is a predicted model, not a curated record. Gene Ontology annotation, molecular function: ATP hydrolysis activity.
ACUAAAAUGCGAAUAAUCGAGAGAGAGAGUUUUCUUCCAUGUUUGUGGCCAGAAAGAAACGAAUUCUAUUGAUCAGUGAAGACAGAAUCGAAAUUUAUGAUAAAGGAAAGCUAGAAAGGAAACCCAUUUAUGAUUUAUCGUUCUUCCAUUAUCGGAAUGACAGUUUGAACUUUGAACAACUAUUGGAUACAUUUCGAGGGAAAGUUGAAAUCCAGAAUAAGGUUUCAACUUUUCCCGCCAUUAACAGAUGCUCGAGCUCGGGUUUACACAGCUUAGCCCCCUUCUUCGUACAACAACCCAACUCAGAUGCCAAUCUCUUCUUCCCAAAUUCCAACGCCAAUCCCACUUCUCCCUUCAACUAUUUUCCCGACGAUCGUUGAUUUCUCAGUUUCUCGCAAAUCGCGCAUUUGGGAAUCGAAAAUUCUGCUUGUAUUCUUCGACUUCACCGGGAUUUUCUUCGCCCGAUGACGAAUUCGAUGGCGAAUUGGACCGAUUGCUGGUGCUAUUGCCUGAAGAAAUGAGGCGCAGAAUAAGGGAGCAUGAGGAGUGUCACCAACUGAUCGAAGUGGUCUUGGAUUUGGGUCGGAAACCAUUGGCUCGGUUUCCUACUGGAGAUUUCGUGCUGUCGGAUUCUCAGAUAACUGUUGAUGAUCUACGGCAUGCUACUUCCAAGGUUGGUGACUUUGCUAUUGACAAUAGAGCCGGCAUUAGUAGAACAUUGCAUCGGAUCAGUGCCAUCAGGAAUCGGAAGGGUGCAAUUAUUGGUCUAACUUGUCGUGUGGGUCGCGCUAUAUCUGGCAGUGCUAUCUUGCUGAGGGAUCUGAUUCAAGAUGGAUCCUCUUUGUUACUCAUUGGGCCUCCAGGGGUGGGAAAAACCACAAUUAUUAGGGAAAUAGCUAGGAUACUUGCUAAUGAUUACAAGAAGCGUGUGAUGAUUGUGGACACCUCCAAUGAGAUUGGUGGUGAUGGUGAUAUACCUCAUGCAGGAAUUGGCAAUGCUCGUCGUAUGCAAGUUCCAGACUCUGAUAUGCAGCACAAGGUUUUGAUCGAAGCAGUUGAAAACCAUAUGCCUCAAGUAAUUAUUAUUGAUGAAAUUAGCACAAAACUUGAAGCCAUGGCUGCAAGCACCAUAGCACAACGUGGUAUUCAGUUAGUUGCAACCGCUCAUGGAGUUACAAUUGAAAAUUUGAUCAUGAAUCCUUUGCUGGAGAUGCUUGUUGGAGGAAUACAGAGUGUAACUCUUGGGGAUGAGGAGGCAAGCCGGAGACGUGUUCAAAAGACUGUGCUGGAAAGAAAAGGACCUUCAACAUUUACUUGUGGGGUAGAGAUCAUAUCAAAGACUGAGUUGAGAGUUCAUCGUAGCCUUGAUGCAACUGUUGAUGCCAUUCUUUGUGGUCGCUUUCCUAAUGUUGAAGUUCGAAAGAUAAAUUCUACAGAAGAGAAAGAAACUAUACAAAGUGAGACUUUGAUUUCCACUUUCUCCCAUAAGAAGGAUGAAGUUCCAGUUAAUGCUUCAGAUGUGUAUUAUGGGAAUGGUUGCCAGGACCCCAGUGAGAUAACUUCUGAGGUCCUUCCAAUUGUGGAAGAAUCCUCUGAAGAUGAAAAGUUUCCACUUCACCUGUUUGUCUAUGGGGUACUGGAAGCAAGUGUGAACCAAGGAUUCAAGCAAUUAAGGAUGAAUGAUGUGGCCAUCCAUUUUACUGACAAUAUCAGUGAGGCAGAUGCACUUCUUGCCUUGCAAUCCAAGCUUAAAAAGAAUGCUGGGAUUCAAGCUGCUGCGAAAUCUCACGACAUACCUAUUUACGUGGUUAAGACUGGUUCAUUAGUUCACAUCACAAGGGCCUUAAGGGCACUAAUUAUUGAUCAGGAAGAUGAGGAAGAAGAUUUUGAAUCAUUGGGCAGGAUAAAAUCCUCAGAAAAGAUUGAUGCUUUGGAGGAAGCUAGAAUGGCCAUUGAGCAGAUAGUUAUUCCAAAAGAAGAGUCUGUUGAGCUCCUCCCUAGGCCACCUCACAUCCUGUCUCUUCAGAUGGACCUUAUCCGGAAGUAUCAUCUACAAUCGGAGAGAACUGGAACGGAACCGAAUUUGCGUCUCCGUAUCCUACCGUUGAUUGCUAACAUGGAUGAAAAUGUCAAGAAUGUUGGAAAAGUUGAUCCUUCUACUGAGUUCGACGACUUCAUUGGUUCCAAUGGCGACACAAAUGGAUCUCUAUACAGCGUGGACAGGUUACCGUUACUUCCCGAAUAACUUAUUGAUGCCUAAAAUUAAGAUUAGCUUGUACCAAACAUGUAAAUGCUAGGUUACAAUUUCAACAGAACGCUUUGACAUGCUCAUAACUGUGAGUUGCAUGAUUGUAUUUCUAUCUGAUGUAACAACUCAUUAGUGAUUCCAUAGAUAUGGCAGAAAAUAAGUUUUGUUUAGCGUCUCUUUUCAACUACAUCGAGUAUAUGUAACCAAGUUUGUGGAUAUGAAGCAACUGAAUGCUUCAAAUUGAAAAGGAAGUCUGGGUAUUACUCCUUUCCAUUGA